This is a messenger RNA of Oreochromis aureus, 1544 nucleotides long. RefSeq lists its product as uncharacterized. The record is from RefSeq and is a predicted model, not a curated record. Bases 33 to 1214 code for a protein of 393 amino acids. The transcript has a single exon. NCBI's taxonomy places the organism in Eukaryota, Metazoa, Chordata, Actinopteri, Cichliformes, Cichlidae.
CAAAAAAACAGAAGAUUGGAUCUCUGACCAGAAUGACUGUUGGAGAAAAAAGUUCAUACAGGCCAAAUAAAACCAUCUUACUUAUUGGAGAAACAGGAGCAGGAAAAUCUUCUCUGAUCAACGCUCUGGUCAACUACACCAUGGGAGUGAAGUGGGAGGAUGAAGUCUGGUUUAACAUUGUAGAGGAGACUUGGAGAUAUCAGACAGAAAGUCAGACAUCAGAUGUGAUCAUGUACGAGAUCUUUGGCUUUGAAGAUAAAACUCUGCCCUACUCUCUGACCAUCAUCAAUAUUCCUGGAUAUGGAGACACCAGAGGGACUGAACAUGAUGACAUCAUCAGUCAGAGAUUAUUAGACUUGUUUCGAUCAGAGGAUGGAGUUCGUGAAAUUAGUGCAGUGGGUUUGGUGAUGAAGGCGACUGAUUGUCGACUGAGUGACCAACUGCUGUAUAUCUUAGAUUCAGUGAUGUCUCUGUUUGGAAAGGACAUGGAGAAAAACAUCCUAGCUCUGAUGACACACUCAAAUGGAAGAACACCUAAAAACUCUCUUCAAGUUCUAGAAGAUGCAAACAUUAAAUGUGCCAAAAAUGAGAAGAAUCACCCUGUUCACUUCCUGUUUGAUAACCAACAGCAUGAAGAUCGAACAGAAGAAAGUGAGUAUUUAAAACAUUCAUGGGAACUUACACAGAAAAACAUUAAUCAGUUGUCAGACUUCAUGAGAAAUUGUAGUUCUAAAAACUUGAAGAACACAGUCGAAGUGUUAAAUGAAAGAAUCGGACUGAAAGCCUGCAUCAAAAACCUGCAAGAGAGAAUCAAGUAUAUUCAGCUGAAACAGACAGAAAUCAGACAGAUGCAAGAAGCUCUGAAGAAACAAACAAAUUACAGAAAUAAAACUGAAAGUGAGAAAAUUUUGAGUCUUUUGGAAAAUCUUGAAAAGGAAAUGAAACAGCUGACAGCAGAGAAUUCCCAGUUCCUGGACGAGUCCUACCAACAUGUUGUCAGACUGGAGCAGAUCGCUCUGAAAGCUGAUUCAGCAUCCACUAUUGUCCACUUGGACUUCCUGAUUGAGAAGAUGAAGGAGAAAGGAGACACAGAUAAGGUCCAGAAACUGGAGGAGAUGCGAAGGAGAGUGGAUGAAAAAAACAGAGCAGCAUAUUGGUACAAGCAUGUACUGUACAAGUAUAAGUACUGUACAGUACAAGCUCAAACAUCAUGAGCUAUCAAAAACAUUGGGAGAUCCUCGGCCUGGUAUAAGUGAAACAUGUAUAGAAGCAUCAGGCAGCUGUGUAGAUGGCUUUUUUACCGAUACAGCUCUAUGCUACAUGUUCAGAUGUACACCAUGUUUUUUUGUUUAGCUGACAGAUGGCUUAUUACUAUUUAAAAAAACCUAUUAGAAAUUAAUUACUUAUUGAUUAUUGAUCAGCACUGACAUCUCUACUUAGAGAGCAGGUAGUUUGUUUAGCAGUUUUUUGGUCUUAAGGAGAAGUUACUGUGGCUCAGUGUUUGUUUUAUGCAUCUGACAUCAAAUCUGUACCAAAUACAACAU